AUGCAGGGGGCGCCAGGAGCUCAUUUAGGAAGCCGGACCCCGCCCGCAGCCGCAGAAGCCUCGAGUCCACAUCUGGACUCGGGGCCCCGCGUCUGCCACGCCGUGGACUUCGCGAGGCGCGGGGAACCAACCCGUCCCUCCUCCCUGCCCGGGAGCCGCAGACACUCUGCUCCCACCGCCCACGUCGUCGUCCCCGCCAUCCCCUGGUCCCUGCCCGCCGCGAGGCCCUGCCCCUCCGGAGCAUCUCGCCUGAGCCCUACAGAAACACCUCGUGGGGAGCACCCACCCUGGGGUCCGCGACUCCUCUCCUUUAUCCCGAGUCCGCGGGCGCUGCCGGGAAACAGAAUUCUCUUGGGGAUCUGCUGUGAUGGGCAAAUUCCAUUCAAGGCUUUACUUACAAAGAAGGGCGAGAGUCGAAUGAUCUUGGAUGCCUUUGCCCAACAGUGCAGUCGAGUUCUUAGCCUCUUAAAUUGUGGAGGAAAACUCCUGGACUCCAACCAUUCUCAGUCCAUGAUUUCUUGCGUAAAGCAAGAAGGCUCAAGUUACAACGAAAGACAGGAGCACUGUCACAUUGGGAAGGGGGUCCACAGUCAGACCUCAGACAAUGUAGACAUAGAGAUGCAAUAUAUGCAAAGAAAACAACAAACUUCUGCCUUUUUGAGGGUUUUCACUGAUUCUCUACAAAAUUACCUGCUCUCGGGGAGCUUUCCGACUCCAAACCCCUCGUCAGCCAGUGAAUAUGGCCACCUGGCCGAUGUGGAUCCUCUGUCAACCUCUCCUGUGCAUACAUUAGGUGGCUGGACUUCCCCAGCAACGUCCGAAUCCCAUGGCCACCCAUCUUCAUCUACACUGCCAGAAGAGGAGGAGGAGGAGGAAGAGGAAGGCUAUUGUCCUCGAUGCCAGGAGCUGGAGCAGGAGGUUAUUUCACUGCAACAAGAAAAUGAAGAGCUCAGAAGGAAAUUAGAGAGCAUCCCAGGUAUCCUGCCAUAUUCCUUGCAAGACAGCUGCAACCCUUCUUUCUUUCACUUGUCUCAUCUGUCUGUCUGUAUCUCUGUACUCAUGUAUGUGUAUGUGUUAUACAAAAUUGUCUACUGCUGCUUAGACAGUACAGCUGCCAAGAAGGCACAGUCAACAGAAUCACAUAAGUGGCCUCUAUGGAGAAUUCAGAGAAUUCAUAGACAACCAAUC
This is a messenger RNA of Mandrillus leucophaeus (drill), 1188 nucleotides long. Its product is annotated as BEN domain-containing protein 4-like. NCBI's taxonomy places the organism in Eukaryota, Metazoa, Chordata, Mammalia, Primates, Cercopithecidae. The transcript has 5 exons. The record is from RefSeq and is a predicted model, not a curated record. The annotation marks the transcript as partial.